Lepisosteus oculatus (spotted gar) is the source of this 4390-nucleotide messenger RNA. RefSeq names its product zinc finger protein 438 (gene znf438). NCBI's taxonomy places the organism in Eukaryota, Metazoa, Chordata, Actinopteri, Semionotiformes, Lepisosteidae. Gene Ontology annotation, molecular function: DNA-binding transcription factor activity, RNA polymerase II-specific; sequence-specific DNA binding. Gene Ontology annotation, cellular component: nucleus. Gene Ontology annotation, biological process: regulation of transcription by RNA polymerase II. The record is from RefSeq and is a predicted model, not a curated record.
CGAAACAGUUGUGUGAGUGCGCUUUUCAGCAUGAGAAUUAAACUGUAACACUUUUAUAGACGGGAAGAAAAACCCUUUAUCGCCCGCAGGACCCAACCGAAAGCUCAUCUCUGGCAAGACAGGAGCUCUACGAGACGUUUAUCAGGUUAGAGGGCAGACAUCUGAAGACAGCCUGGGGCUUCGUGAUGAAAAAAGACUGAGCUGGUAAUAGAAUGUUUGUGAAAACUUGAAACCCAGAAACAUAAGGAAAAAUGACACGACUAUAGAAGAUAAAAUGAUGAAAAGCCAAGAGCUAAAAAUGAAUCAUAUCAAUUUGAAAGUGCCAGUGCUCAAUACCAGUGAGCCAAAAUCAUCAUCCAAUGCAGCGUGCCAGACUAAGAGCCUCCAGUUCAGAACGAUUGCCCCUAAGGCUCCAUCUUCCCUAUCCCCCCCUGCCCUCCUCUCAUGCCAGCCCAGUUCUUCACUGCCUGAGGCCUCAGUGGCCAGUCCGAAGUCCAUCAUUGUCCCAGCUCAGAACUACGCCCUGAUGCGAGUCGCUGGACAAGAGGGUACCUUCUCCCUGGUAGCCUUGCCUCCGUCUAUCUCGCCCCAGUCACCACAGCAGCUUCAGAAAGGCUUGACGUUCCCGAAAAACAUGAAGCUACCAAUCCCCAGGUACCAGCCUAUGAAAAGCAAGCGCACCCCGGAUAAAACCACUGCAACUCAUCUAGCCAAGAUGCAGCCACCUACCAAAACAGUCCUGCAGUCACAGCAGGCCGUCCACAUCAAGACCUCCAGCUCGGAACCCGCUGGUACCACAGAGGGCUCUGAGCAAGUUAUAUUGAUAGACUCGGGGUCGUCAGAGAUUGCAGUCACAACCUUGCUGACGGAAAACACCAUCUUGUAUUCUGGAGCACAGGCAGAAAAACCUACAAAGUCAGACAGAGUAGAUUUAGACCAUGCUUCCUCCAGCGUUCUGCAUUUUGGACCCGGUGUAGGGAGAGAAUCAAAUACCUCAUCAUCGCUACCAAGCAACAUCAGUUCAAUCCCAAAUACAGAAGAUGAGGGUGAGAAAAUGAAGAGGUGCCUUUCGAAGCCUGCUGGACAUUCUGCAAGUAGCAUCACUGUUCUCUCACCAGCAGUCUUCAGCAAGGCUGUCCAGAUCAUCCCAUCGCCUCCAAAAGGGAAGCUGCCCAUUCCACCAUAUUCAAAAAUGAAGAAUGCCUAUUUACCGAUGGCUAAAGCCCCUGAAAAGAGCUGCUCUGCAGUGCAAGCUGCAAAUCUUGCAACAAGGGUACCGAAUACUUCAGUUACACAAAUAAUUUGUCAGAAGCAGACACCCAACUCUUCGCCUCAGAACCCACUACAGGGUAAUGCUAGCAGUUUGUCAAAUGUGGAACUGGCGGCUUCACAGAGGCCAGCAGGCAAGAAAAGGGGAAGGAAAAGAAAGACAAUAGAGGAUGUAUUAGCUUAUGAGGCCAGAAAGAAGAGAUCUCUGUCUUUCUUUAGGAGGAGAACUCCAGAUAAGGUAGCACCUGUUAAUAACGGGCCCAAAGACAAAGUAGUAGAUAUUUCAAAGAAGUAUCGCAGCAUCAGACCAAAGCCUGUACUUUUAAUGGAGGCUGUUCCUCAGCUGGUUGGGCUACCUUCUGUCCAAGCUUCUGAUUGUCCAGAACAGGAGUUUCUUAUAAGCCAGAGUCUUCCAAGUAAGAUUAUAGACUAUCAGCAACUGGACCUCACAUGUGGAAAUCAAGAAUCUUCAAAAGCCACGGACCCUAGCCACAUGUACCUGGAGAGUAAACAGCUGUACAGGUGCCCCACCUGCAGUCGCUGCUUUCAGUUCAAACACCACCUCCAAAGCCACAUGAACAGCCACACCAACAGCCGGCCCUAUGUGUGUCCCGUGUGUCGGAAGACAUAUGCUCAUUCAGGCAGUUUGAGCACACACAUGAAGCUGCAUCACACGGAAGGCCGGCCUAGGAAAACCCUGCGCUGCGAGUUCUGCGAGAAAGCCUUCGGCUAUGUGGGAGUUUACUUCAGCCACCUGAAGGAGGUCCAUAAAGUUAUCCUCACUGUGGAGCCCUCUGUCAGUCACCAUGAAGAAGAUGUUGUUAUAGAGGGGGUGAGCCCCUCCGAUUCCAUUGACAGCCAGAGGCAGGACCAGGAGGAACCCGUGGAGCUACAGAUAAAGUGUGGUCGCUGUCAGGCCAUCACCCCCACCUUCGCGGAUAUGAAGCUGCACCUGUUGUAUGUGCACGGGGAGGAGGUCCAGGUACGUUUGAAGGAAGGGGUUGUGCAAGGGGGCAGGGAGGCAGAGGAUGAGCUGGUCAAGCACGCCGCGCACUACUGGCGACAGCUCAACGAGAAGAGAAACCUCGUGAAGUGCGGGAGUUGCAAGGAGGAAUUCUUCUCCUUCUCUCGACUGAAGAGACACACGUGCUCACACCACCAGGACAAGUCCGAAGCAAAAGCAGAGUGGUGUGUCCAUGACAAACCCGAUGCCAACAGCACGGAAAGCCCGCACAGCACCAGCCCCGUGACGCCCAACAGGAAUGUGGCAGAUUCAGCUCUCCACUGCAUCUUGUGCCCGAGCAUUCUGGGCAGCAGAGAGGGGCUGUUUGAUCACUGGAGGAGCCAGCACAACUGCGAGAACCCUGCUGCGCUGUGGAGGGUGGUGAGCUCAUUUACAGAGCGGAAGGAAAUCGGCCUUUCCAGAGAAAAUCCGGAGCAAUAGGAAGCUGUCUGUUUUUAUCCUGCGCAAACAGGCUUGCAUGUCCCGAGUUUCUGAAACGCGAAUACGUUCUCAUUGCACAAAAGAGAUCCUACGGACGCUAUCUAGAUGCUGCUAGGCUCAGACACUGUUGUAAGUGGUUCUAUAGACUAUACGAGAUGAUACUAUGGAGUUUUAACAAGAUGCUAAUCCUUAAAAUUAUUUUUAAUAAAAAAAUUAUCUAAUUCUGACAAGGAAGAUUGUAACUCAUAAUUCCCAGCCAAUGAAACAUUAGAAAGCAUCCAGAGCAUAUCUGAGCUCCUCUUUGAUGUAAUCAGAGAUGUCCUCCUGGAAGUGUGUUUGGCACCAAGCUGAAAGCUUCCCAGCCCCACAAUGCUGAGUGGUUGACAUUGUCUACAAUAUUCAUUUUAGUGCCCAACAAAUUAGAAAAGUUACAAGAGACCCCAUUUAUCAUCACUUUUCUUUGUUCGCGAGCCAUUAUUUUUCUAGCACAACAGCGGUGUUACAGCUAGGUUAAUUGCGAUAGUGUACAGAAAAAUGAUCAAGCUGCAAAAUUAAAGGUUUUUAUUUGUGCAAAGGAGAGGAGCAAACCGAUAAGUUUAUAUACUUUUUUACAUAAGAAUGAAGGCACUGCAGUGUGAGUUUAUCUUAAUGGCUGUAGCAGCACUUUAAUCAGAAUUUACAUAAAUUAUUAAAGAGUCUCAUAGAGGUUGAGACCCGCCAGCAAUCAGAAAUUGCCAAUGCGUUUUUUAGUAUCAAAGAAUAUAUGAGGUAAUAAAUUAUCUAGAUUCGUGUUCGGUUUUCUCUCUUUUUUUUAUGGCUAGAAUCCUCUUGUCUCAUUCAGCCUUACAGUGAUGAUGGUAAUAACAGCUAUUACAAAGACUGUAAAUAAUUCUAAGAAAGUUGCACAUUUCUCAACAGAAGAGUCAAAACGUUUCUCAGCAAAACAAAAAAAGCAUAUACAUGGUAAAGUACGCAUUUAAUUAAUCUGAAAAUUUACACACAACAGGAAAAGAUCUGGAAAUUUUAAGUGAUGAAAAUAAGCAUUUUAAAAGUUAUUUGUUCAUUUUCUAACCACUCUGAGCGUAAGUGUAAAGCCUUCCGUGUGAAUAGCUUUAUAAAGUAUUAGAGCGUCUUGAAUUGGUUAUUUUAUUUCUCAAUUUUUUAUUUGCCAGCCUGAUUUCAAUAUAUUUGUUUUACAUCAUUUUAAAAAAUAAAGAAGUAUAUAUGUGUUUAUGUCAUUCUAAAUGCAAUUAAUUUCUUUCUUCCUUUUGAGGUAUGUAUAUUUGUUUCUCCUUCUUUGACAGAAUAAGCCAUUUUUUCUCUGCUUCAGAAUCAGGCUGAUAAUAUCAUGAUAUGUAAUAUAUUGUGAUAUUCUGUAUGGUCUCCACCAUGAUGCCGUUAUUUAAUAAUUUAUUUUGUGACUUUCAUAGAUGUUUCUAAAAAAAACAAAAAUGCCUUGGAAGUUUUGCUGUUAUCUUUUCUGUAUUGUCAAUACUGUUACAAAACUUUUAACAAUAAAGAAAUAUGUUUUGUGACGGGAGAAAGGUAGUCAUUUAAAAAUAUUACCAACUAGUUAUCAAAAAUGUUCUAAAUUUCGUUCUCUGAAAAAAAUAUUUAAGGUGUGUAGGGUGGAUAUAUUUUGAUCUAACAAAAAAAUAAAUGUGGUAGUGAAAGCAG